This is a messenger RNA of Ylistrum balloti, 1926 nucleotides long. RefSeq lists its product as uncharacterized. Bases 131 to 625 code for a protein of 164 amino acids. The transcript is spliced from 6 exons. Gene Ontology annotation, cellular component: cytoplasm. The record is from RefSeq and is a predicted model, not a curated record. Gene Ontology annotation, molecular function: aralkylamine N-acetyltransferase activity. NCBI's taxonomy places the organism in Eukaryota, Metazoa, Mollusca, Bivalvia, Pectinida, Pectinidae.
UCGAGGUUGUCGACACGUAUGUAUUGCACACUUGUGAUUACCAAAGACACUUGUCAGAAUGAAGCCGGCGGGACUGGAGUGUCAGUUUUCUUCUAAGUGUUAUUAGUCAGGGUAAAGGAUUAAAUGUGAAAUGCACUCAAAGGACAUACAAAUACGACCCCUAAGAGAAGAUGAAAUUGGACUUGCAUACGAGUUAGAAAAAGAAGGUUAUCCGGAAGAUGAGGCGGCUACGUUUGACACGAUGAUGUACCGUCACAGUGAGGCUCCCGAACUCACGAUCGGGUACUUCGAUAAAGGGGAACUAAUCGGGUAUGUGUCUGGAACCCGUUUCCAUGAGCCAAACCUUACUCAUGCUGCCAUGAAUAUGCAUAUUCCCAACGGAGAAAGUGUGUGUAUCCACUCGGUUUGUGUGACGGAGAUACGGAGAAGACAGGGUAUCGCAUCAAGAAUGUUAGACUGGUACACCGAUACCAUGAAGACAACUGAAUUUGAUGUAAAGCGUAUUCUACUGAUCGCUCACUCUAAGCUCAUUCCUCUUUACACACGGGCUGGCUUUACCUUCAAAUGCAAGUCUGACAUUGUUCAUGGUAGGGAAACAUGGUACGAGAUGGAGAUGCUUGUAUAAGCCAGGAAAUAACGACAAAUGGGAACUCUCUCAAGGAUGAAAUAUAAUGGGUCCGGAAGUAUGACCGCCUCCAGGGAGCAAUAACGAUAUGAUUCCUUACAAAAAAAUAUUCCAUACAGGAAAUAAACCCUUUCUAGACUUUAGUCCUAUGACAUGAUUCACAAGAAGUUAAUUCAAGAACAUACGCCGGAAGUGGAUUUUGAAACGAGGCCCAUGAAAGCAUACUUCCAGACAGUGUGAUAAGAAUAUUUGCAUUUAUUCAACAUUUCAGUUCAUUCAAGUAAAACGGAUAGAAAUACUUAGCCUCUAAAAUAAAAAUACAAAAGGUGAUAAAUAAUAUCCUGAGAUUUUUCUGUUCCCUGAAUAAGUAAUGCAAUUUACAGGAUAUACACAAUUUUGGUCCUGUUGAAAACAAAAUGAAAGGAGUUUUAAGUUAGCUAGAUGUGGACGUAAAAUGAUGUAGGAUUGAAUUUUUAUAUAUUUGUUAACUUUUAAAAAGGAGGCUGCAGUGGAUGAAAAAAAACGAAUGAGAGUGUGACAGUCAAUGUGAAAGGAAGUUCUGCGGCUGCGCGUCUGUGAUAAAAGUGCUUUAUUGUAAUCGAAUGGUAUUUUGUAUGGGUUCUUUAUCUGUUUUGAAUGUCAAAUGUGCAAGUGUUACUGUUUCUUGCGGGCUAAGAUUAGAUCAAAUGAUGUUACUAAUAGGUAUUUAAAAUUUGUAUGUGUAAGUUAUUACUUCCAUUGUAAUUUAAUUGAUUAAUUUUGAAAAUAUCAUUUUUGAGUGUAAGUACGUAUUGCCAGCUGUUAAUGUCUUAACAUUGCUUGUAUAAGGUGUUACAUGUGAUAAUCUUAAAUUAGAAAUUAUUUAAGAAUUUUUAUCAGACAUCAACAUAUGUAAUUUUGAAUUCCUGCUUUAAUUAGUACUGAAUGCUAGGCACCCUAGUAGUAUUUGUUAAUGUCGGUUAAUGGAAGAUAAGGAAACUGUAUCUAACUUAAUUUUUUUGUUUCCGGUUGCAAAUUAAACUACAUAUAUUUUUUUGACUUAUUCUAUGGAGGAAUAAAUCAAUGUAUUUUGUUGCAAUAAUACGCUCAUAUAUUUUUCAAAAUGACGAAGAGAUUCUGCAGGUAUGACAGUGUUUCUCCAUGCCCCGAAUAAAUAAAUAAAAUUAUUUAAUAGAAUAAUGAACUACAUGUCAUAUAUUACUAUUGUAUGGUUGGAUACCUAUAUAUUGAAUGAGAGUAAAUGUUUUAUUAUUUAUAAUUAAAUUGCAAUACUUUUUGAAAUAAAUUUAUGCAUCUAUCAA